AUGGAAGGAGUUCCUGCAUACGUUCUGACAAAAAACAAAUAUGUACAAACAGACACAUUCAACAUGGAAAAGAAUCUAAAGAAACCAGGUUUUCUUCUUAAUAUUGAAGGGGAUGCUCUUGUUGUUUUAAUGGCUUCCAUUUUAAAUUUAUUACACAAAUAUAUAAGCAAUACAAAUGUGUUUGAGCACUCGAAGAAGUUCUAUUUAAUUGCUGAAAAUCAUAUGCCUCAAGAGAUAAACAUACAAACACUAGAAACUUUGGGUAAUUGGACUGUUAAUGGAGCUUGGAGUCAAUCAUUCACAGCCCAUCUAAAGAGAAUAUCAGAUACGGGUGAACUUGUUAUAAUAGGAAUUAAUCCAUUAAAGCCUUAUCUUGAGCUAGGAAUCAUUUCAGCUGAUGGAAAACAAAUGCUUCAAAAGGUGGAUGUCAAAUUUAAUAGGUGUAUUAUUUGCCAUGAAAUUGGAGUUACAAAGAGGUACAAUGUGAUUUUGGAUUUUCCGCUAACUAUUGACCUAAGUAGACUUAUUAUUGGAGAGCAAUUAAUAAAAUAUGAUAAAGAUGGAUAUGCAAGAAUUGGAAUAAUGCCUCAUUUUGGUGAUGCUAAUUCCAUUAAAUGGUUUGAAAUUGAACCAUGCUGUGUAUUUCACAUUAUAAAUUGUUUUGAAGAUAAUGAUGAGGUGGUGGUGAGGGCAUGUAGAGCUCGUAGAUCGAUUAUAUCAAGACCGGAUCUCAUAGUAGUUGAAUUUGGGUGA
Molecule: messenger RNA, 753 nt
Organism: Solanum dulcamara
Lineage: Eukaryota; Viridiplantae; Streptophyta; Magnoliopsida; Solanales; Solanaceae
Product: carotenoid 9,10(9',10')-cleavage dioxygenase 1-like
Exons: 8
Coding region: 1-753 (250 amino acids)
Biological process (GO): carotene catabolic process
Cellular component (GO): chloroplast stroma
Molecular function (GO): carotenoid dioxygenase activity
Source: RefSeq, a predicted model, not a curated record